GAAUUGUUUUGUUUUGUUAUCAACUUAUCAGCUCAAGGAAAUGCCUUUUUUGUUUUUCCAGCCCAUUUUCCAGGCCAUAAUUGAGUAAAUUAAUAAAUUAGUAGUAAAAAUACACUUCUCAUUUCCGUUCUCUGGAUAAUUCUGUAAAUAUAAAAACUGAAAUAUAAUUCCAAAAGUUACACUAUGAGAUUAUCUAGACCUGCUUCGAGUCAAGUUUCCUGAGUGUUACAUCUUCUCUUUGUAACCUGACAGAAUAUUUGGAAUAUUUUACUUUUUGAAAGUAUUUCAUCUUACGUACAGCAUCUCGAAUAGAAUGGAUUUGACCAAUAAUGAUUCCACUCUGUCUUCGAAAACUUUCCUGAUGAAUAGAAAAAACUCUUUCGUCAAAACGAAUAUCACAAACAUAAGCAGUAUUCCUUUAGAUCCAGCUGUGCUGUUUAGUACUGGCUCGUACAUUCCACCAUGGAUGAAUGGCAUGGAUUCGGAUCCAUUAUCUCCGUUACAUUUUCCCAUCAACAGUGAUGGAAAAGAAGACAUGCUGGAUGAUUUCUCUCGUAACGAAGACGGACUUUUAUCGAUGAAAUACGAAUUUAGUCCCACAUCCGACGAGAUUCUAUCAGAUAACAUGACUUAUAUAUCGAAAGAAGAAGAAUCGCCUACGUUAUCGGACGAAGGCGUCGAUGAAAAACCUCUGAAACUAGAACACGACUCGAACCAAGCUAUAAACCUGAUCAGAGAUCCGCUCAGCACCGAGCGAUUCUAUUGCCAGGUUUGCAGCAAAGGGUAUCCUUCGGCUUCCGCUUUACUCAACCACGAUCGUUAUCAUAAAAAUGCAAAAACCUACGAAUGCGACGUUUGCUUCAAACUAUUCUCUUCAAAUUCGCAUCUAGUUACUCAUAAAAGAACUCAUACCGGAGAACGACCGUUCCAGUGUCCAAUCUGUAACCGAGCGUUUUCCGAUCGGUCUGCGUUCGUUAAACAUGAACGUACCCAUGGACCGAAUGGUAUCGUAGUGAAAAGAUAUAAAUGCGAGAUUUGCUAUAACGAUUUCGUCGACUCGUGCGGACUCAAGAAACAUAUGAGAAUACAUACCGGAGAACGUCCUUACAGAUGUCAAGUCUGCGAUAAAAGUUUCGCCACUAGUUCCACCUUCGUAUCUCAUAAACGAAUUCAUACCGGAGAAAGACCGUACAAGUGUGAGUUCUGCGAUAAAACGUUCAUCACGAAAUCACAUUUAUUAACUCAUCGACGAAUACAUUCGGGUGAAAAACCAUUCACUUGCUCGAUGUGUUCGAGAGCGUUCGCCGAUGGUUCGAGUUUCCGGCGUCAUGAACGUCUACAUACUGGUGAGAAUCGACAUCCUUGUAGUAUUUGUACUAAAAGCUUUCCUACGUUGUCGUCUUUGCAGAAACAUCUGCAUACUCAUCUUUAUUGAGCUGGGUCUCGAUUUAUUAUUGUAUUGUUAUUAUUAUGAUUGUUGACGCUUUAUGAAUUAAUUACGUAAGUUGCUUGAUAUGCUGUAAGUACGUAUACAUUUAUUUAUAUUGCCAACUCUGUCAUCGUUCAUUCCUUCUUCCUGCAGUUGUGUUACGCUUUUUAGUAUUUUUAAGUUUACACGUAUGUAUUUCUCAUUGUCUAGUCAUUGAUCGUUGAACGAGCAGGAAUUAUUUUUAAGCAUUUGUGUGUAAUUUUAUCAACCAUACAUAUUAGUUAUUUUUAUUAAUUAAGGAUUUACCUACGUGUCCAUCUGUCUAGCCCGUAAUUUUUUUCCCACCUGUUUGAAUUUGUUUUAUCGCGUAUGUUAUCAUAAGGUGCAUGCAAUAUUGAUUUCAUUUUUUAAAAAAAAUUACCUACUCUAAUGGUAAUUUUGAAUGAGACAAUUGGAAUUAAAAUUGUUUAUCUUUUAAUGAAAUUGAGGAUAUUGUGAAACUGAUACGAUGAUUACAUAUUUAGUUUUAGCAACAAACUGUAACUUUGGCUGGAAAUUAGUGACAAUGUCCGAGACCCAUCUAUUUAUAUAUCUAUUCUGUGUAUUAGUUUUAAUAGAUGAACCGAAACUGAAAAGUUUAAGUAUCAGACUUCUACCGGUUGAAUAUUUGAACAAUAAUUUAACAUGAAGCGAAAUUAUUAAUUAUUUCGAUGAUAUUAUUUUAUUAUCUUAAAAAUAUUGUACAAUCAAAUUCUCAAUCAUUGUAACUGUAGUAAUAACUUAUAUUCGAGUAGCAGUUUCUUGAAUGUUUAUUUUUGCGAAGACUGCGUACCUAUCUCUUUAUUUUGUGAUACUGUUAUUAAAAUUUUCAUAUCGAAAA
This is a messenger RNA of Planococcus citri (citrus mealybug), 2309 nucleotides long. RefSeq names its product zinc finger protein interacting with ribonucleoprotein K-like. The transcript has 4 exons. The record is from RefSeq and is a predicted model, not a curated record. Gene Ontology annotation, biological process: regulation of transcription by RNA polymerase II. Gene Ontology annotation, cellular component: nucleus. The coding region runs from base 314 to 1435 and encodes 373 amino acids. Gene Ontology annotation, molecular function: DNA-binding transcription factor activity, RNA polymerase II-specific; RNA polymerase II transcription regulatory region sequence-specific DNA binding. NCBI's taxonomy places the organism in Eukaryota, Metazoa, Arthropoda, Insecta, Hemiptera, Pseudococcidae.